This is a messenger RNA of Mesorhabditis spiculigera, 522 nucleotides long. The record is from the annotation of a GenBank genome assembly. Lineage: Eukaryota; Metazoa; Nematoda; Chromadorea; Rhabditida; Rhabditidae.
AUGGCGCCGGAUGGCGGGGGGAAACGCAGCGAGUCGACCGUCGAAAAGGAACUUCAGCAGAUUGAUUUCUACAGAGAUACGCCCAUUCGAUUCCUAGGAUACGCUAAUGAAGUCGGUGAAGCCUUUCGGUCUAUGAUCCCAUCGGUGGCCGUCAAGGCCACGUACGUCGUUGCAAUGGGUUACGUUUGCGCCGAUGCCCUGGACAAGAGCAGAAAAGUACACAUGCGCCAAUGGAAGUCGCCAGAUGAGCGUAACAAGCUGGUCGCACUCGCCGCCGCCGACACCUUCGUUUGGCAAGCGCUGGCUUCGGUGGCGAUCCCUGGAUUUACCAUCAAUCGUCUCUGUCACUUUACAGGAAUGGCUCUGAAAAGGACUACCCGUUGGCCUCCUUCGGUUCAGAAGUGGACUACGACGCUGAUCGGAUUGGCUGCCAUCCCCUUCAUCGUCAAGCCCAUCGAUACGGCCGUCGAAGUCGGCAUGGACCGUACCAUCCGAACCCUCUACCCAACGCAUUCUCACGAA